Molecule: messenger RNA, 1189 nt
Organism: Exophiala viscosa
Lineage: Eukaryota; Fungi; Ascomycota; Eurotiomycetes; Chaetothyriales; Herpotrichiellaceae
Product: phosphoglycerate mutase
Exons: 3
Coding region: 245-970 (241 amino acids)
Biological process (GO): ribose phosphate biosynthetic process
Molecular function (GO): sedoheptulose-bisphosphatase activity
Source: RefSeq, a predicted model, not a curated record
CAGCCUUAGGACAGACAAGUCUGAGAUAUCGACCUUGUAAGAUAUUGUGAUCCUCGCACAGCAGCUGUUCGUGCCUCUCAGCGUCGAGGAACACUUCGCCGGGUAUCUGAACCGAGCUUUGACCGGGCAGCUCGCCACGAGUCAGAUAUCGAGAUCGACGGCCAAGGCGAAUAGGUCGUAUCAAUACUCCGUACGGAGGGAUUCAAUCGACAUACAACAUCGAGACUUACCCAAUACCUGAAUAAUGUCAGAUAAAGACGCAGCGACGCCUCGCGUCUUCCUCAUCCGCCACGGCGAAACCGAAUGGUCCCGCAACGGCAGGUACACCGGCAACAAAGCAGACAUCCCCCUGUUGCCUGAAGGCGAAGACAAGAUCCGCCAGACCGCCAGCAUAAUCUUUGGGUCGGGCCGGUUGAUCGACCCUGACAGAAUCUCCGCCAUAAUAUGCAGUCCCCGCAAACGGGCUCGGCAGACCCUUGACAUCUUGCUCAACGCGGACUUUUCGCCCAGAGAUGAACUGGAUGCGAUGACAGAUUUUACGGAGGACAUCGCCGAAUGGGGUUACGGCGACUACGAGGGUUUGUUGACGCAACAGAUUCGCGACCUUCGAAAAUCUAGGGGUCUAGAUAAGGAGAGGGCGUGGGAUAUAUGGCGCGACGGGUGUCAAGGUGAGGGCGGGGAUAGUCCGGCGCAAGUUGGGGAACGUCUAAACCGGGCUAUUGGUCGGAUUACGGAGAUACACGGGAAGGCGUUGAAGGAGGGACGGAGGGAUGAUGUGAUUGUCGUGGCUCAUGGGCAUAUACUACGGGCUUUUGUGAAGAGGUGGUUGGGGUUCAGUGUUGAUGCGCCGGUACGACUGGAAUUUAUGUUGGAGCCCGGCGGUGUGUGCGGGUUGAGUUAUAGUGGGGGAGAUGUUGAGAGGAGGGCUUUACUUGUGGGGAUGAGGAUUCCGAAUCCUGAGGUUGAGUGAAGUUGAACUGUGGGUGGGCACAGAGUACGGGUCUCGAAAGGGCAGCGAUAGAACAAGGAUCAAUAUAGAUGAAUUGAUAUGCAGGCAUAUACGUUGGUAGAUGGCUGGCGUGGAUUUGAGCGCCACAUUCAGGACCUUAGAUUACCGGGAUGGCACGAAUAGCUAUAUGGAACAAUCAGGGGUAAUAUGGCGCGGGAGUCAAAGGCUAUGUGGAGAGCG